UCAAAACUAUUCUCCUGUAAUGUCGCCCACUGAUUUUCUUGGUUUAAACCCGAGUGGUCCAACAACUAUUAAAUGCACUGAUAGCUUACCUGCAGGGCUAUAUCCUAUGCCAAGGUGCAUAACAAAUGUAAUUUGUAAAUAUAAUGUCCCACCUUAUGAUGUUAACGCAUUGUCAAGUUAUCGUUCAUUGAGGCGAACUAGCCAUUUCGCUACAUUAUUUGGUCAAUAUAUUUCGUUUGAUAUUACGAUUUCAAAGAACACGAAUCCAACAUAUCCAAU
Molecule: messenger RNA, 279 nt
Organism: Dentiscutata heterogama
Lineage: Eukaryota; Fungi; Glomeromycota; Glomeromycetes; Diversisporales; Gigasporaceae
Source: the annotation of a GenBank genome assembly